Hyphopichia burtonii NRRL Y-1933 is the source of this 376-nucleotide messenger RNA. RefSeq lists its product as uncharacterized. Bases 1 to 336 code for a protein of 111 amino acids. NCBI's taxonomy places the organism in Eukaryota, Fungi, Ascomycota, Pichiomycetes, Serinales, Debaryomycetaceae. Gene Ontology annotation, biological process: mRNA splicing, via spliceosome. Gene Ontology annotation, molecular function: RNA binding. The transcript has a single exon. Gene Ontology annotation, cellular component: U2 snRNP; catalytic step 2 spliceosome; precatalytic spliceosome. The record is from RefSeq and is a predicted model, not a curated record.
AUGUCAUCCUUCGAUUUCCCCAUUGUUCUUAUCAAGAACCUACCUUUCAAUAUCAGCGCGUCUUCUUUAUACGAGCUUCUAGGUAAGUACGGUAAUAUCCAUCAACUUCGAGUUCCCGAUAAUUCAAAAGAUGCUCAACCUGGAACAUGCAUCGUUAUUUAUAGCAAUAUGGAUUCUGCUCAGAAGGCUCUGAAAGAAUUGAAUGGUAUAAAUUUACAUGGGAGGUAUAUUGUGGCUAAUCUUCACGGAGUUGAAAAGUCAAAGCUAACGCAUGAAGAUUUCAUUUAUAGAAAGGAAGAACUUGAAAAGUUAAAACAACAAUACGGAAUUGAAUGAUGAGUAUAUCUCUUUAUAUAAUGACUUGACGAUACAAAAU